CGCUUCCGUGCGUCUCGUUAGAACUUCCGGUGUGUUUGUAACUUCUCCGCGGAACGUCUGGAGUCUCUACAACCGGUAUCAUCAUGUUAAUGAUCAGUAACCGGAUUAAAUUGUGCUCGCUCGCGUUUACUACCGCGCGCAUGUACGCCACCGGAGCUCAAGCCAACAAUAAUCCGGUGGUGUUUUUCGACAUCGCGGCGGAUAACGAACCACUCGGCAGAGUCACCUUCGAACUGAAUGCGGAUGUUGUGCCCAAAACAGCAGAGAACUUCAGAGCUCUGUGUACUGGUGAACAUGGAUUUGGAUACAAGGGAUCCAUCUUUCAUAGAGUUAUUCCUCAGUUCAUGUGUCAGGGGGGAGAUUUUACAAACCACAAUGGAACCGGUGGAAAAUCCAUAUAUGGGCCGAGAUUUCCAGACGAAAACUUCAAACUGAAACACACUGGACCUGGUAUUCUGUCGAUGGCUAACGCUGGACCAAACACAAAUGGAUCUCAGUUCUUCAUAUGUACAAUUAGAACAGAAUGGUUGGAUGGUCGACACGUGGUGUUUGGCAGUGUAAAGGAUGGCUUGGAUGUUGUGAGGAAGGUUGAGGAGUUGGGUUCUCGUUCAGGAAGAACCGCUAAGAGAAUCAGUGUCACCGAUUGCGGAGAACUGAAGUAAAGAAAACAAGUCGAUGCAUUUCAUACACUGUUUAUCAAACGGAUGGUUGUUUGUUUGUUUGUUUGUUGUCACUGUUCUGAGUCCUCAUAAGGGUCAAAGGCCUGAUAAUGUGAAAUGUAGACACUGAGCUAAAAGGGACUGUUUGCUCUAAAAUGAGAAAAGUUAUUUAUUCACCCUCAUGUCAGGUACAAACCUUUUGCUGUUAUUAUCGAAACACAAAAAUCAUUUAGGUUCAGGAGAGUGAAUCAAUAAUGACUACUUUUAUUUUAGGGUGCACUGUCCCUUUAAAUGUGAACAUGUGAUUUAAACAUAUCAUUCUCAGAGUCAGACAGUAAUGUACGUGUGUGCAUGUGUCUGUGUGAUGUAAUCUGGACUGCUGAUUGUUUACUAUGGACUGAGUCCUAUCAUCAUAUCAAAGUUAAUGACUGAUGUAAUAUUUUACACUGUAUGAAUUGUUUACAGGACUGGACGAGUGUUUAACACACCAGUUUAAAGUAAUAAAGCAAUAAGUAAUA
Molecule: messenger RNA, 1177 nt
Organism: Misgurnus anguillicaudatus (oriental weatherfish)
Lineage: Eukaryota; Metazoa; Chordata; Actinopteri; Cypriniformes; Cobitidae
Gene: ppifb
Product: peptidylprolyl isomerase Fb
Biological process (GO): protein folding; protein peptidyl-prolyl isomerization
Cellular component (GO): cytoplasm
Molecular function (GO): cyclosporin A binding; peptidyl-prolyl cis-trans isomerase activity
Source: RefSeq, a predicted model, not a curated record